Rasamsonia emersonii CBS 393.64 is the source of this 954-nucleotide messenger RNA. Its product is annotated as Arylamine N-acetyltransferase. Gene Ontology annotation, molecular function: acetyltransferase activity. Lineage: Eukaryota; Fungi; Ascomycota; Eurotiomycetes; Eurotiales; Trichocomaceae. The transcript is spliced from 3 exons. The record is from RefSeq and is a predicted model, not a curated record. The coding region runs from base 1 to 954 and encodes 317 amino acids.
AUGACAUAUACAUAUACUCGCGACCAACUCGGCCAGUACCUGCAACGCAUCCGCUACUGUGAAGACGCCGGCGACAAUGCCGCAGCUCGACUGGCACACCUCGAGCAAUCCAUCCACAAGGACCCCCUAGCUGCGCUCGCCGAGCUGCAGAGGCGACACAUCGCCACGAUCCCCUUCGGAAACUCGGCCCUGCAUUACUCCCAGCAUCGCUCCAUCUCCCUGGAUCCGGGCGUUCUGUUCCGGAAACUGGUGACCAGCGCCCGCGAUGGGUACUGCAUGGAGAAUUCCGGGCUAUUCUACAUCGUCCUGAGGUCGCUUGGUUUCACUGUCUACGCGACAGGAGGCCGUGUCAGUCGAGCUAUCAAGAAUGGCGUCGAUGAUGGCGGAUAUGGCGGGCUCGGCCAUAUGGUCCUGAUCGUUACAAUUGGGCAGGUCAAAUAUAUGGUUGACGUCGGGUUUGGUCCAGAAUGCCCGACGCGCCCAUUGCCGCUCGAGGAGGACAAACCAGUGGCAUACAUUGCCCCCGCGGAGAUGCGCCUGAUCAAAGACAGCAUCCCCGAAUUCACCGACAAAAGCCAAAAAGUCUGGAUCUAUCAGACCCGACAUACCCCCAGCAGUGACUGGCGGCCUGCGUACUGCUUUUCUGAAAUCGAGUUCCUGCCGCAGGACUUUGGAGUCAUGAAUUUCUACACCAGCCAGAGUCGGACCUCCUGGUUCACGCAGAAAGUGGUCUGCGUGAGAAUAAUCCUAGAUGCGAAUGAAGAGAAAAUCGAAGGCCAACUCAUUCUGGCUGGAAACCAGGUCAAAAGGAGGAUCCGUGGCGAGUCGGAGGUUCUUCAAACACUGAAAACAGAAAACGACAGGGUCAACGCUUUGGCAACAUGGUUCGGCCUGCAUUUCCAGGAAGAAGAGGUCCAGGGGAUCCAAGGCUUGGUUUCGCAAAUCUCUUCUUGA